GGUAUCAAGCUUCAUUACAACAUUUUGUCUCACUCGGGGAAUGUAGCUCGGCUGUACUGCGAAGUUUUCAUCAAGAAAUUAUUAAACAACGCUAGACCGAGACAUGGAGACGACAGUACACAUUUCUGUGGUGAAGUAACAGGAUAUUUUCAUAGGCUUGUUUCCCACUUCUGAGCAUCUACAACUCUGUAAUUCAAGCAGGGGACAGACGACAGAGACUACUAGACAUCCUGUACAAGCUUCUUGUCACUAUGUCGUAGCUAACAGUAACCCAGCCCCCUCCCCUGACCAUCCUGUCCCUUUAACCCCAUCCUCCAUCUUCAUCCCUCUCCCAGUGGUCUCUCCUUAUGUGCUGAUUUCUGGUUGUAGUACCAGCAGCACCCCUUUUAGUGCGAUGAGCAGCCUGCACCAGCAACAUCAUGGCAGUACAGGCUCAGAGCGAGAUAUUCACUCUGCUGCCUCCUCUGUCAGCCUCCCUUCAGUUAAAAAGACCCCCAAGAAGCGCAGAUUGUCCUUACAUUCACUUUUUGGUCGCCGCCGACGCCAUGAUCGUGAUCCAAAGCGCAAGUCCAGGCCUCUUCAGGCUGGAGUGGAUGGCAUCGUCAGCUCCGAAAUCAUCCAGCCAGAGGCUCUCCAGGACAAGACCUCCUCACACUCUGCACUGGCCGCAGUAUCAACUUCAUCGGUGUCGGGCUCUUCAUCAGACCUGAUGGAGUGCCCAUUGUGCCUCCUGCGUCAUGCACGCGACCGCUUCCCUGACAUCAUGACCUGUCACCACCGCUCCUGUGCGGACUGCCUGAGGCAGUAUCUGCGCAUCGAGAUCUCAGAGUCCCGUGUCAACAUCUGCUGCCCCGAAUGCUCGGAGCGCUUCAAUCCUCACGACAUCCGAAUGAUCCUGGGGGAUCGAGCCCUCAUGGAGAAGUACGAGGAGUUCAUGCUCAGAAGGUGGCUGGUGGCUGAGCCUGACUGCCGCUGGUGCCCAGCUCCUGAUUGUGGAUAUGCAGUCAUUGCGUUCGGCUGUGCCAGCUGCCCAAAGAUCACCUGUGGCCGUGAGGGCUGUGGGACCGAGUUCUGCUACCACUGCAAACAGCUGUGGCACCCAAACCAGACAUGUGACACAGCACGGCAACAAAGAGCCCAAACCUUCAGGCUGAGGAGUUUCAGGUCCUCCUCCCUCAGCUACAGCCAAGAGAGUGGAGCUGCAGGUGACGACAUCAAGCCAUGCCCGCGAUGUGCUGCCUACAUAAUCAAGAUGAAUGAUGGAAGCUGUAAUCACAUGACGUGCGCCGUCUGCGGCUGCGAGUUCUGCUGGCUCUGCAUGAAGGAGAUCUCAGACCUGCACUAUUUGAGUCCAUCAGGCUGCACCUUCUGGGGAAAGAAGCCCUGGAGCAGAAAGAAAAAGAUCCUCUGGCAGCUUGGCACGCUAGUUGGAGCACCUGUGGGCAUCGCACUCAUAGCUGGCAUCGCUAUUCCUGCUAUGAUCAUUGGCAUCCCCGUCUAUGUGGGAAGAAAGAUCCAUAAUCGCUACGAGGGUAAGGACAUCUCAAAACACAAGAGGAACUUGGUGAUUGCUGGUGGUGUGACGCUGUCUGUGAUUGUGUCUCCUGUGGUGGCCGCAGUAACUGUUGGUAUCGGCGUUCCCAUCAUGCUGGCUUACGUAUACGGAGUCGUUCCAAUCUCUCUUUGCCGGAGCGGGGGCUGUGGAGUGUCAGCCGGUAACGGCAAAGGAGUACGAAUUGAGUUUGAUGACGAAAACGACAACAUAGGCAGUGGGGCUGCAGCCACAGACACCACCUCUGUGGCUGAGACGCGGCUCAACAACCCGAGUCUUGGAGACGGAGCGAGCGUCGGCGGCCUGACUGGAUUGAGCCUCAGUGUCAGUGGGAGCCACAUGGAGCGCUGCGGCAUGAGCUCAACUCAGCGGGACAACAUGAGCGACAACGCCAGCACCACGGCGCUUGCGGGGACCAGCAUCACAGGCAGCCUCUCAGGAAGCUGCUACAACAGAAUGGAAGUUCAGGCCGAUGUCCAGAAAGAGCGCUGCAGUCUGAGCGGAGAGUCUGCCACUGUCAGCCUUGGGACGAUCAGUGACAAUGCGAGCACAAAAGCCAUGGCAGGAUCCAUCCUCAACGCCUACAUGCCUCUGGAAAGAGAUAACAGUUUGGAGGUUCAGGCCGAUGUGGAAUCAAAACAAGAGAAAGUGAGGCACUGCAGCGCCAGCAGCAGCCUGGAUGAAGCCAGCUGUAGCAGCAGCACCACCGGCCUUAAAGGGGCAAGCGGCGGAGCAUGUUCCUGCCCAUCCACCAGCUGCUGUUCACAGCACGACCACAACUGCUGCCCCUGCUCCAUCCCCUCCACCUCAGGGGGCAAGAGGAGCAAAGGAAAGCUCUGGAAGAGAGGCAGCAGCAGUAGCAGCAGCAAAGGAGAGACAAAAACGAAUGAGGCACGGGGGGAUAUGGAUGCUCAGCUCCUGGAGCAGCGUAGCACCAACUCUUCUGAGUUUGAUUCUCCGUCUCUGAGCGGCAGCCUGCCCUCUGUAGCGGACUCGCACUGCAGCCACUUCUCAUCUGAGCUCAGUUGCUCGGACCCUGAAACCUCCAAACCAGCUCAUGCUCCCUGCUCUUCCACCACUACAGACCCUCAGCCUCAUCAUCCCGCCCCCACCGCCUUCAACGAUGUCGCCAUCACACCCAUGCCUGAGGUGGAGCACGACCGCCUGGAGCAUUAUCCACCUCAGGGCAGCCACGCAGCCUUCACACACCGCCUGCUGUCCACAUCACCACCUGCAUCGCCAAAAGAGGGGAGCAGUGGGACGUUUUUGUACAUCAGCGAGGAGAGCCGAGGCAACAUGACAGAAACGGAUCCAGAGGACAAGAAAAUAAAAGAGUCAACCAAAAACGCUGCAGCACAUCCUGUAAGUCCAACAAGGAAGCGCUGCAUACAGACAGACAUUUAAAGGAGCUCUCUUUGGUGAUUGGCAGUGUUCCUACUGCUGAAUCAGUUAGCCUUAUCAUUUAAUUUCACUCAUGAGUGAAGCAUCUUUGGAAGCUUAAGGCUACAGAUAUACAUCUAAUUAUAUUUUUAUCUGCUGUGGAGGCAGGAAUGUCACGUGAAUGUCAGUCUACAGUCACAGAGAGGGUCCAGGUCCAAGUUGGAGAGAGAUAUUUGAACAGAAGCAAAGGAAAGUUAAAGCAAGAUUAGUUUGCAGCAGAAGUUUUAUUCUGUGGUUGAAGCGUCACAUGGAGCAGUGAGGUUUAAAGCAGGUAGAGCUGAAUGUACGUGGACAGGUGUAGGUUUGUUAUCAGGCAGGUGAGACGCCACAGAAAGCCCAUCCAGCUGUUAUGAUGAUCUGCAAAGUCUGUCCCCUGAUUUACUCUUCUUAAUCCGAGCUCACAUUGACGAAAAGCAGACCUGAUAAAGCUGGAAUGGAGAAAAUGUUAUUUUUAAUAGUGAAGUCAAGCUGCUACCUUAAAGCCUGAACUUUUAUUUCCUUUAACAUCUGCAAGUAUCUUUUUUUUCAUUGGGGUUUUGCAUGAAUCAGGGAUGGAUGCGUCAUCACUGUGGUCCACCGCUGUGCCACCACUUCACUCUUCUUAAAACAGCACGAGAAACACCACACAGCUAAAGGAUUGUGGUACCUCAUAGGGACCAGUCAAUACAGUAGCAAAUUUUAUAUUUCCUUAAUCAUCUAUUAGAAAAAUAUAUUUGUUGUUUUUUUGUUUUUAAAAAAAAUGUGACUUUUGUUUUUGUGCUUCUGUCUUUUGCUUAUUUUUAUUUUCCAUUUUGGGAAAGUUGGUUUUCAUGUUGAAGCCCUGUGUUGGGUCCACCAUUUUAGUGUAAAUGGGUGGGAAAUUUCUUUACAAACUCACCUACCUAUCUUACUUUUUAAAGAUUGAAAAUUUAAACAGUUUCAAGCUGGCUGAUGCUAAGUUUUCUCCACAUUUUAUGUGAAUCUAUUUUGGUUUAUUAGAGAAAUUAAAGGGAAUUCCAUUACUCUGAGUAACUGAGAAAAGCCCACUCUUGCAUUUUCUACUUCUCGUGACCAUACACUCAAACUGGAAAGUCAACAAAACAACAGAUUUGCAAUAAGAAACUUAAGCUUUCAGCUGGAGCAGAUGUUAAUCUGCUCUGAUUUACUUAAAGGUGCAAUGAGAAAAUGCUGGUGUGUAUUUGAGCACCUCCAUCCAUCAGUGAGCUAAUCUUCAGUAGUGAAUGUAUGACGAUGACAACGUUACAUUUUUGAUCCUCCUUCAGUAAAAAAUCUAAAUGUUUUUUAAUUCUUUUGGUGUAUUUUAACUGCAAAAUGUUUUUCUUAAAACCUUCAAUUGAUUCAUGCAAAUAUUCAUGUUAUAUUUGUUGGACCCGCAGUGCCUUCAGGGGGAAAAUCCUCAAUUAAGUGUGUAUUUUAAUUUUUACAUUCCCCCUUUAUGUAUGUCUUCAAAUGAUAAACAUAAAAAUCACAAUGGAAGGAGUAAUAUUGGCCUCCUAAAAGCUUAAUAUCUAACCUCCUACGAGUGCUAAGACUUGUGGUCACAUUGUUUUGUUUAGCCUACCAAAGACUGCUUUCAGGCUACGACAGUUUAAUGAAAUCGCUUUAUAAAACAGCUGAUGGAGAUUAUUUUGACUAAAUUCACUUUAACACAUAAGGAAAGUUUAGUUUAUAAGGUCCAAAAUUAUAGGUAAUAAAAACAGAGUACAACCCUGGAUUAACCCAGUUGUUUUAGAAGUACUUUAAAUUCAAGAUCAAAGUUUGGUUUUGUUGUUACUUUAAGGAAUAAUCCUUUGAAAAAGUUUGAAAAGUUGCUUAAGUUGAUUUACCUGGGUUGCUUGUUAGCCACUGUCAGCAAUAAAACCCUGUUUUUAUCCAAAGUGAUCAUCAGGAGUGACUUAAAGCCUCAGACGCUGUGUUCAGCGGUUUGCUGAGCCGUCUGGUUUUACAGUUUGUCAUCAGAGAGGUCGGUGCAGCUCCAAAAGCCUCCAGCUGCAGAGUUUCUCUCACUUCUUUCUGUUAAAGACACCUGAUAAAUACCUGUGAGUUUUUAUAUUAUUAUUUGAAGAUUUGUGCCAGGUCGAUUUUCUAACUUGGUCAAAAGAAGCUUUUGCUCUUUGAAAACAAAGUAUAUAUUCCCUAAUUAUUUGCUUUAUAAUGUGCAUGUAAAUGCAUAUCCUUAAACAAUAAAAUUCUCAAUCAAG
Messenger RNA from Cheilinus undulatus (humphead wrasse), 5193 nucleotides. It is a transcript of the gene rnf19a, whose product is annotated as ring finger protein 19A, RBR E3 ubiquitin protein ligase. The record is from RefSeq and is a predicted model, not a curated record. Bases 395 to 2956 code for a protein of 853 amino acids. NCBI's taxonomy places the organism in Eukaryota, Metazoa, Chordata, Actinopteri, Labriformes, Labridae. Gene Ontology annotation, biological process: positive regulation of proteasomal ubiquitin-dependent protein catabolic process; ubiquitin-dependent protein catabolic process; protein polyubiquitination. The transcript has 10 exons. Gene Ontology annotation, cellular component: cytoplasm; ubiquitin ligase complex. Gene Ontology annotation, molecular function: zinc ion binding; ubiquitin conjugating enzyme binding; ubiquitin protein ligase activity.